UCAAAAUUAGCUGUUAAGGCAAAUAUUAUUUAAGGAGAAGAAUGAAAGCUUCCAUAGACGCAAUGUAAACCUGUUUCGCCUCUGCACCAAAAGGGCCUUUUCUUCUGUUGUCAUAGUAAUAAAAUGUCGCCUACAUCCUUAAAGAAGCCAAAUUGUCGCCACCAAAACCUGUUCUCCGGAUAGUACCCUUUAAAUCAUUUGCUAUCUUCCAAAUUGUGUACUGCCUUUCUUAUAUCUUUUUAGUGAAACCUCAAUUUUCCCAACGGGUACGAAGACGGAUCAUUCGAUGUUUGUACAUUUAUAAUUUUCAAAAUUUGAAUUUGUAUGUUUACAGUAAUUGAAAGAGAUCCCAUGAUUCUUCAGGUGAGGCUUAUCUCAGUAUUCAGGCUGUUUUUCUGUGAUCUUCCUACGUAUUUCGAACUGAGUAUGUUUAUGAAGUAAUUUUGACAAUGAGCAGCAUCACGUUUAAAGAAAAUGAUUUUCAGAACAAGAAAGGAACAGCGAAUUUUUCAUUAUGCUGUGCAACACAUUCCUUUCCUCAUAAAAAUAAACUCGAUAUAAGCAGUUUUUUAGGUCAAUCAGAUACUGAAAAAAAUUUACCAGAUUCUAAGCGUAAACGAAUUUCUUUCGAUCCGUACCGUGAUCUUCAACUGACUGCUUUCAGCUGGAGAAUUAUAAAAGGUAACGAUUUAAGCCUUAAGUACUCCAAAAUCUUUACUAAACGGAUGUCUGACCAUAUAUUUCGACAAUUGGAAGAUGAAGUGGUAUAUUUUGGAGGCGAUUUGCUAAAAGUGAAAGUGUUUGGUAAAUGGCAUAACAUUCCUCGUAAGCAAGCAGCUUAUGGCCACCCUGGUUUAUCUUAUGCAUUCUCUGGAAACUGCCUUCCAGCUGUACCUUGGCAAAACUGUAAUAUUAUAAAGCAACUUAAAGAGGUAGUUGAGUCUGUCACAAACUGCAAAUUUAAUUUUGUUCUGGUGAACAGGUACAAGGAUGGCUCUGAUCAUAUGGGAGAACACCGGGAUGAUGAGAAAGAUCUUGUUCCAGAAGCUCCUAUUGCUUCUUUAUCUUUUGGUCAAGCAAGGGAUUUUAUAUUCAGGCACAAAGACUGUAGAAAGAAAACUGAAAAGCCUGAUGCCUCUCUUAAUGUUAGGAAACUUGAACUUGAGCAUGGUAGUCUUCUUCUGAUGGAGUGGCCUACUAAUAAAUUUUGGUAUCAUAGUCUUCCUAUUAGGAAAAAAGCUCCUAAUGUAAGAAUCAAUUUAACUUUCAGACAAAUGGUCAUAAAAUAAAAUUAUGUAUGUGUAGGAUGCUGUUAUGUAAAUUUAAAAUUAAAGAUUGUUUCUGAGUUU
This is a messenger RNA of Stegodyphus dumicola, 1349 nucleotides long. Its product is annotated as DNA oxidative demethylase ALKBH2-like. The record is from RefSeq and is a predicted model, not a curated record. Gene Ontology annotation, molecular function: ferrous iron binding; cytosine C-5 DNA demethylase activity; broad specificity oxidative DNA demethylase activity. Gene Ontology annotation, biological process: DNA alkylation repair. NCBI's taxonomy places the organism in Eukaryota, Metazoa, Arthropoda, Arachnida, Araneae, Eresidae.